Messenger RNA from Plasmopara halstedii, 1248 nucleotides. Its product is annotated as RxLR-like protein. The transcript has a single exon. The record is from RefSeq and is a predicted model, not a curated record. NCBI's taxonomy places the organism in Eukaryota, Oomycota, Peronosporomycetes, Peronosporales, Peronosporaceae. The coding region runs from base 1 to 1248 and encodes 415 amino acids.
AUGCAUUUUCGCUACUUACGCGCUAUUGUGCUGGCCAGUCUUCUCGCUGCCAGUACUUUGGCAAGAACAAAUUUCAAGUCAGCCACGUCACAGACACAGCAUUCAAGUGGAUCUCAGAGCAUUGACGAUGAAUUCAGGGUAUUAUCACUCCCUACAUUCCAAAAGGAAGUUUUGAUGACCAAAAAAAGCUUGUACCUACUUGGCUUGAAACACAUCGUCGCCUCAGUCAGACAUGUGGAGAUUAAAGUGACGCCAAAAGAAUAUGCUGCGAUAUGCGAAAUGAAAUUAGGGUCACAAAACCUCCUGGCGGACACGUCAUGGGCAAAAUGGGCCUACUUUGUUUGCCUUCGAGAAAUGGAUGAUUGGACGAGACGACACGAAGUAAUUCUUUCUGCUAUGAAGGAUAUAUUUACUUCAGGUGAUCUGGAUGUUAUAUUCAAAAGAGCGCUCCUGGAUUCUGAGACAAGUGAACUCGCUGUUGCACUAAUCAAUCAUGAUCCGCUCAUUUUUGACAGGGUAACAAAGAAGAUUCUUGCGGAGAUCAAUCGUCACAAUUUCUUUGGUGAUCAUUACAACGAGUGGGUCAAGUGUAUACGCAUUCAGAGUGGAGAUCAAGAUGAAGAGACAUAUGUGCUUAAAGAACUCAAACAUCUUACCGAGUUCUAUGGAGAGUCCGAUCUAGUUAGAAUCUUAACCUCUCCAAAAAAUCAAAAUGACAUAGGGCAGAAGUACAUGGAUGCUUUAUGUGCGGUUUGGCUGAACGACAAAAAGAGACCGGACGAUGUCAUGAAAAUGGUGAUUGGCACCAAGUAUCACCUCUUCAAUUUUCUCUAUCAUGGUCCUAGAACAAUUUCUCCUCAAGUGUGGGUGUCCUACCACUAUCAUUUCUAUGUAAUGUAUCCCAAUGAAGCACGUAUGUUGACGCUACUUGAUACGCUAACCAGUGCUAUCGGUCCCGCAAAAGUGGCGAUCAUGCUCUGGGCAGCGCAAAUGUCUCCAGAUUUGCUAGCCAGAGAGUGGGCCCUUUAUUUUCAAAAAGCACAAUAUCAGGAAUGGUUUGCCAAGGGGCUAUCAUCUGACACUGUUGAGAAGGAAGUAGCGAAUGACGUGAAGAUUGACGAUUUCGGAGUGUGUUUUAGAACUGAGCUGGCCAAUUACGUCCGCAAUGAAUACACCACGGCUCUUCUUCAUCCCAAUUUUAAAGAACUAAAUGUUCUUGGUCUCGAUAUUGGUUUACAAGGGACAUAA